Messenger RNA from Condylostylus longicornis, 1600 nucleotides. Its product is annotated as helix-loop-helix protein 11-like. Gene Ontology annotation, biological process: regulation of transcription by RNA polymerase II. The coding region runs from base 878 to 1378 and encodes 166 amino acids. The transcript is spliced from 3 exons. Gene Ontology annotation, molecular function: RNA polymerase II cis-regulatory region sequence-specific DNA binding; DNA-binding transcription factor activity, RNA polymerase II-specific; protein dimerization activity. Lineage: Eukaryota; Metazoa; Arthropoda; Insecta; Diptera; Dolichopodidae. The record is from RefSeq and is a predicted model, not a curated record. Gene Ontology annotation, cellular component: nucleus.
AAAGUAGCAUAUAUAAAAAACAAUACUUAAAAUAUCAGUACACUUUAAUUAUAAUUAAUUGAAAAUAUUUUAAUUAGAAAAAUAUUAUCAUUUUAAUUAAUAACUAUAUAUAAAUUUUUUUAUUAAAUCACAAUAUUACUUAAUAUUAUGUUGCCGCCCAAAUGCGUAUGAAUACAUAAAAUAGCGUCACUUCGUUUGAAAUUUUCUCAGCAAUCUCAGCUGAUACAAGAAGCUUCGCGCCAGAAUCGUUUUAGCUGUCAUACGGGUGAGAAGUGUUAGCGGUCAUAUAAAAAAGUGUAUAUUUUGAAAUUCCAAAUAAAAAAAAAAAUAUACAACACAAAAAAAAAGAAAAAAAUUUCCUAGAGAAUUUUUUUUCGCAAUAAAGUGAGUUCUCAAAUUUACGAAUAAUUUUAACAUUUCUAAAUUGAAUUGAUUAAAAAAAAAUUAGUAAAUUUAGAAAAAAAAUUUGAUAUUUUCAUAUUUUUGCUCAGCUGAUUAAUAUUUUAAUAUUUUCGUGUUAUCUCUGAAAAUAAAAAAGAGAGAGAAACAACACAAAAAAAAACAGUCAGUGCCACCAACAGAAAAAAUUCAAAAGCAAAAAUUUUCGAAAAGAAAAAAUUAUUUUAAGAAAAUAAAAAAAAAAAAAACAAAAUUAAUUUAAAGAGAAAAACACAGUGUGCGCCGUUUUUCAUUUUUAAAUUAUAAAUAAAAUUUAAUACAAGCAUAAAAUACUAUAAAACAACCAGAAAGAAUAAUAAAUUAAUUGAAAAUUUAAUUUUAAAUAAAAAUUAAGUGAAAUUUGCUAAAAUUGGUGAACUUAAAAAUAAUUAAAAAAAAAAUUCUUGAAAAAAAUUAAUAAAUAAAUAAACGUAAAAUAAUGUCACUUUUGAUUAAAUCUGAAGAAAUAAUUGUCGACAGUGCCGACUACAACAGCGAUGAAGCAGAUGAAGUACACCUGGCGUUAGAUGAUUCUGGGGGUGAGGGUUAUCAAACGGUUUAUACCGAAACGAUAUCCACACAAAAGCAUUCAGGUGGUACAACAACAACAUCACAUCAACCACAACAAAUAACAACAUCAUCACCACGUGGCUUACGUACAGUUACAAUACAACAAUUACAAAAUCAGCAAAAUGUAACUGGUUCAACAAUAACAGUAACAAAAAAUCAAAAUCAACAAUCAACUCCAAUACAAACAUCAAAAGUUAUGAUGGAAAAUGAGAAACGUUUACGUCGUGAAAUUGCUAAUAGCAAUGAACGUAGACGUAUGCAAAGUAUUAAUGCUGGUUUUCAAAGUUUACGUUCCCUAUUACCACAUCAUGAAGGUGAAAAACUAAGCAAGGUGAGUUCAAAAAACAAUAUGUCACGGAAAUUAGAAUAAAAUUAUGACCAUAUAAUUUCAAUAUUUCAAAUUAAUUUGUAAGAAUUUUUUAUGCUUCUUAUACAUUCUUGAUUAUUAUAGUAUUACAUAACAAUCUAAUUAAUUCAAUCUUAAGUAAUUGUUUUGAUUUCAAAACAAAAAUUUUGUUUUGUUAAUGCUAAUUCUCGUCGCACAGUAAUUCCAACAAGUAAAUGGACAUUCGAGUCUAUAAAUCAUACCGCU